AUGUCUGCUUCUCGUCGCCAGAAAAUUGAUCAUGAAUGGCCAGCAUUUUCUGCUACCACUCCACUGUUUCUCAAGAUGAUCCUAGACGACACUUCUAGAGACACAAAACUUAGAAUACCGAAGAGUUUCGUGAAGAAAUAUGAAAAACAUCUAUCAAAUCCAGUACAUUUGAAGCUUCCAAGUGGUUCAGAAUGGGAAGUAGAAGUGACAACAUGUGAUGGUGAGGUUUGGCUUGACAGGGGUUGGCCAGAGUUCUCUAAGUUUUACUCUCUAGAGCAGGGUGGCUCCCUAGUUUUCAAAUAUGAUGUGAACUCAAAAUUCCAAGUUUGCAUAUUGGAUGCAAGUGGCACAGAGAUCGACUAUCCCUAG
Messenger RNA from Prunus persica (peach), 369 nucleotides. RefSeq names its product B3 domain-containing protein At4g01580. Gene Ontology annotation, molecular function: DNA binding. Lineage: Eukaryota; Viridiplantae; Streptophyta; Magnoliopsida; Rosales; Rosaceae. The record is from RefSeq and is a predicted model, not a curated record. Bases 1 to 369 code for a protein of 122 amino acids. The transcript has 2 exons.